Messenger RNA from Neurospora hispaniola, 1268 nucleotides. RefSeq names its product putative proliferating cell nuclear antigen. The transcript is spliced from 3 exons. The coding region runs from base 332 to 1111 and encodes 259 amino acids. Gene Ontology annotation, biological process: mismatch repair; regulation of DNA replication; translesion synthesis. Gene Ontology annotation, cellular component: PCNA complex. NCBI's taxonomy places the organism in Eukaryota, Fungi, Ascomycota, Sordariomycetes, Sordariales, Sordariaceae. Gene Ontology annotation, molecular function: DNA polymerase processivity factor activity; DNA binding. The record is from RefSeq and is a predicted model, not a curated record.
GGUUCCUCUCUUUUUAUCGUCCAUUGCCUGCCUGUUGCAGCUUUUUGAACAAAACCAUAACUCUUCCCAAAUCCAAAUCUUUUCUUCUCUCUUCUUUUUUCGUCAAACCACGAGCGCCUCUCUCUCCCGAAAGUGAUACCCAGCGCGCGCAUAUUUUCUUCCCUCUUUGUCUUUUUUUCCCCGUCGAGUUCGGUAAUUCACAUCCAUCAGUAUGUCGUCUCUGUCUGAGCGUGAAGCUGCCUGCUGCCUGCUCGCUUGCCCGGCACUAGGAAGAAAAGCUGGAGAACAGAAGUGAUGGGUUGCUGACUGGAGGACUAUCACAAUAACAGAAAUGCUUGAAGCACGGUUGGAGCAGGCGUCGAUCCUGAAGAAGGUCGUCGACGCCAUCAAGGACCUCGUGCAGGACUGCAACUUCGACUGCAACGACUCGGGCAUCGCCCUGCAAGCCAUGGACAACUCGCACGUCGCGCUCGUGUCCAUGAUGCUCAAGACGGAGACCUUCUCGCCCUUCCGGUGCGACCGCAACAUUGCGCUCGGCGUCAACCUGACGUCGCUGACCAAGGUGCUCCGCGCCGCCCAGAACGAGGACAUCCUGACGCUCAAGGCCGAGGACGCGCCCGACGUGCUCAACCUCGUCUUCGAAUCUUCCGAAAACGACCGUAUCUCCGAGUACGACCUCAAGCUCAUGGACAUUGACCAGGAGCACCUGGGCAUUCCGGAUACCGAGUACGCGGCCACCAUCAGCAUGCCGUCGUCUGAGUUCAAGCGCAUCACCACCGAUCUCAUGGCCAUGAGCGAGAGCGUCAACAUUGAGGCGAGCAAGGACGGCGUCAAGUUCAGCUGCCAGGGCGACAUUGGCAACGGCAGCAUCACCCUUCGCCAGCACACCAACGUCGACAAGCCCAGCGAGAACAUCGAGAUUGAGUUGAGCGAGCCGGUUUCCCUUACGUUCUCGCUCAAAUACCUGGUCAACUUUUGCAAGGCGAGCGCGCUGUCGAGCACGGUCAAGAUCUGCCUUUCCAACGAGGUGCCGCUUUUGGUCGAGUACAACAUUUCGGCUAGCAGCUACUUGAGGUUCUAUCUUGCGCCCAAGAUUGGCGACGAGGAGUAAUCGCCCCAUUUACCUCCAACAACCGAACCGCAUCUCUGUUACGAACACCACGAAACUAUGCCUUCAUGUAUACCUCGAGUUGCUAUAAAAUCAUGGGGAGGAGGAGAAUUGCAAGUCAUGUAGAAGAUAAGGGUUGAUGCAGUGAUGAGAAGAAGAA